Molecule: messenger RNA, 5286 nt
Organism: Anneissia japonica
Lineage: Eukaryota; Metazoa; Echinodermata; Crinoidea; Comatulida; Comatulidae
Product: N-acetylglucosamine-1-phosphodiester alpha-N-acetylglucosaminidase-like
Exons: 9
Coding region: 84-1706 (540 amino acids)
Source: RefSeq, a predicted model, not a curated record
UGGCGUUCCAUACGCAAAGAGAACGUAUCAUCAUGUGAAAAAUGACGUCCAGCUAGCUAGGCCUUGGUGAAGAAGGUUUCCAGAUGGACGUGCAAUGGCUUUCAUACGCAUUUACAACAUUCUUCUGUUUGCACAUUUGCAGUACAGAAGAUCAGAGCACUGUAAUGAAUGACAUUCUUUCACCGUACAAACUUGGUCACCACAACCCGCAGAAAUCUCACCGCCAAGUACGCGACUGCCAGCCAGUAAAAUAUGGAAAUGUCACCCACACAGUCACCCCAUCACAUGGCCAAAAUAGCAGUACGAUUACGCUUCCGAUAACGACGACAAAUCGUUUUGUGAGAGACUUCCAGUUUUCUGUGUUUGAGAAGCGUACUUCUAUGGGACAUAUUACAUUUGUUAAUAAUCCGAGUCGAACUAUAUCAGUGUUAGAGCCAUUUGAAAAGGGCGGGUGUAAAGAAAACAGAAGAGCAACUGUGUUGAAGUCUUCCAAGCAGAAAAAAUGUCUUGUGGCCAUUAAUGCCGGUUUCUUCAACACGCACACUGGUGAGUGUCAUGGGAAUAUUGGGUUCAGAUAUUUAUCAGAGGAGGAUGUUGAAGAUACAAGCAAUCCAUUUGUGCAAUUAGUCGGAGGAGUCGGGUGGCUUCUCAGGAAUGGUGAGGUGUAUUUAGACGAGAGCAUAAAAGUAGAAUGCGAUGAGACCGAAGAGACAGGAAGAGCAAGGGAGUUUUUUGAUGUGAUUUCUGCAAGAACAGUCAUAGGUAGCGAUGCAGAUGGUAGAGUUGUACUUGCUCAGAUUGAUGGACAGACAAACAAAUUUGGAGUGAACCUAGAGACGAUGGCUAAUUUCUUGAAGGAGCUUGGAGUGGUUAAUGCAAUCAACCUAGAUGGGGGUGGCUCAGCAACAUACGUUGUCAAUGGAACAGUUGUAAAUUAUCCAACAGACACAUGUUCCAGUCCACGAUAUCAGUGUGGUCGUCAGGUUUCAUCAAUUGUCUGUGCUCACGAGCCAGAAUGCAAGCCAACAAAUUGCAGUAACCAUGGUGAUUGUGUGCUUGGAUCAUGCCGUUGUCAUGAGAACUGGAAAGGUGCUGGAUGUGAUCAGCUUUAUUGCGGCAAGAAUAACUGCAGCAACCAUGGACAAUGUACCAGUGGUGGCUGUGUUUGUGAGGCUGGCUGGGAGCCUCCAUUCUGUAUAUCCCAGUGUGCCAUGGGUCGUUAUGGGACCAGUUGUGAGGGCAUUUGUGAAUGUCGUAAUGGUGCUGCUUGUGAGGUGACAACAGGGGAGUGCCACUGUCUUCCAGGCUAUCGUGGUGUUUUCUGUGAUGAAGUUUGCCCAGUUGGAUUCUAUGGCCACAAUUGUCAAGAGGCGUGCUACUGUCCCGGACAGUCUUGCUUCUGCCAUCAUGUGACGGGCAACUGCGACAACUCAAAUAACAGCACUGAUGACAACACCUACCUUCUCCAAACUGCAACAUGUUUAUCGAAGGAAAUGGUUAAGAAGCCAGAAGAACCUGCGGUACACACCGACCAAGAUGAAAACUUAUACAUUGGCUUUGUGAUUAUGAGCAGUGUGGCAGCACUAAGUAUUCUAUGCAAUAUGUUUCUGUUAUGUUUCCAGUGUGCAUGUCGGUGCCACUCCAAACCUUUCCAUUCCAAAUCCAGACCGUACGUAAGAUUAAAUGCCGCAAUUGACUCAGAGUAGUCGAAAAAAGGAAGCGCUGACCAUCGCUUUACAAUGCAAGGGAGUAGGAUUACCAAUUACUUUACAAUAAGGAGUUUUACAAUAAGGAGUACCACUCGCUUAAGUGUCAGUCUUUUUGUACUAUGAAAAAGUGUCACUCGGACUGAACUGACAAUAUUAUGGAGUGUCACUGCUGAGGUAACUGAGAGUGUGCUACACUGUACAACCUGUGGGGCUCACUCUUAAAUUUUUCUGUACAGGGAGGUGCCGCAUUUACUAGGUAUAUUUUCGAGGACUUGUUAGCGCAAGUGUGGGAAAUAUGGAGGGAGUUGCAGCAUUUAUAGGGUAUACUUGCGAGGACUUUGUAGCACAAGUAUGGGAAAUAGCCGAAGUGAAAUUGGUAGAAAGUCCCUGGCUUAUUCUGUGUCAAAGUGCCACGAUUUUCCGCACAAUGUUAGCGGGAAUGUCAAGCUAGACUAGAUGCUAAGCCAAUUGCUAAACCUACCUUUGGUACAGCCACGAGAUCACGACCGGACGGAACACUUUUUGCCAUCAGGAACCAGUAAAUAUUGUGAUCUCUCUGGCACUAUUGAGUGGCCUUUUUCCUGUUGUCUUUUAGAGCACAGUGCGAUUAGUUAAAGUCCAUAAGAAUUUUCAGUAAAAUAGGUAGCGCAAGUGGCUGCGGCACCCCCUGUUUGGUUGGUAUGCAAGUGACCUCCCCGGGUGUACACUACCCUAUGAAAAAGUGUCACUCGCAUUACACUAUGCAUUAUACUAUAGUAUAUUAUAUGUGUCACUGUGAUAAGAGUGCUCAUUCUGCACUACACUAUAAAAGAGUGACACUCCAAAUUCAUUAUCACUUGCCAUUACACUCUUAUGCAGUGCCACUGAGAUUACAAAGAGCAUCACUCGCAUUAUACUUAUAGUUGAUCGAUUUCCUAGUCCACAUAUCAAGCACCCUGAGCAUCUUACAUUAGAUGGCUAUGUGUGCUAUAUAAAACUACACUAUUAUUAUUAUUAUUAUAGAGCCCUGCUUCUCAAACUUUUUGGGGUGGCGACCUACUCUCAGACUCCCUACUCUUUCACGACCCAAAACAUAUAUAGUCACCACAUUGCUUGCCAUGCUAUGUUUUGAUUACUUAGGCCCAGGGGUAGCAGCACUGUCCGAUGGGGGCCUUCCCCCUGGCUCCACCCCUGCUUAGGCCUACAAAAUUUGCCACAAGCUCAAUAAAAUCAUGCUGACUUUUGCUUAUUUUUUUUUUAGAAAUCUAUGCCAAUAUAAUUUGAUAGCCAUGGCAGAUGUUCCUACCUAAUUUUAAGUCAGAAGCAGUGUCACGACCCUCAGAAAUAUUUUGAUGGCCCAUAGUUUAAGAAGGAGGGCUUUAGAGGAACUGCUCAAUCUACACUAGGAAUGACUGCUACUUGCAUCUUUAAUUCCAUGAAUUGAAUUUUUUAUAUUUCCUAACAUUUAGAUUAUGCACCUCAAGAUUGAAUUUUGUUUUUUUAAUUGUUAAUAGGGAUUCUAAUAUUUGAUUAAUUGUUUAUUGAACUUUACAAUUUGCUUCUUACAAUAAUGGUAUAUAUUAGUAUAUUUGUUUGUUUCAUUGUUAAUUAAAUUAUUUUAUUCUUAUUUAAGAACUAAAAAGUUCAAAAGAUAUAUACAGUCACAAAUAAAAUAUUUAUUAUUGGUGAACUAUCAGACUUCAUGUUAAAAUUGCAAGAAUGGAAACAAUGACAACAGAAACAAAUUAUGAUAAAAUGAGAAAGUCUUCUUUUACAUUAACAGUAAUUGUGCCUAGUAUCAAGCUCUAUAAAUAGAAUUCAAUAUAUAAUAUUGAUGACUUUGUAGUUACUUAUUUAUUAGCUUCAAAUUGAAAAUUAGGACUAGAACAAAUUGUUUUCUUGCCAAUUAAGAGAUAUAUAAAUAAUAUUUAAACUAUAUUCUUUGACUGGUAAUCAAUUUAAGGAUUUUUGUACUUAAUAAGCUAAAAUUAAUUGUUUUGAUAUCCAUCUCAUUGGAUAAUUUAUUUAGAAUAGUAAUUUUCAAAAGGCAAUUCAAUGCUUUAAUUAAUGUUUCUUUAGAUUCUUCAAGGUUGUAUUACCAAUGGUAUAGGAUUCAAAUUCAAUAUUUUAUAAGGGUAUUGUUGAUGUUGCUAUGGAAGGGUUUCACCCCCUUGUUGUAUUUCAAAGGUUCAACACUUACUAGUAGGUGCCUAGAUCUAGAAAAGUGAAAAUAAAAGAAAAAUAUAUUUAUAUACUAACUUUUUCAAAUGGGGCUUGCCAUGCCUAAAUUAGCAUCAGUGACAAAAACAUGAAAAUUAACUUCUUGAUAUAUCCAUAUUCUCCACAUACAGGGGUGGCGCCAGGAUUUUCCCAAUGGGGAGGGGGGGGCUGAUGUCCCCGUCGAGAACAAAGUGGACAUGGUGGGGCUUCGCUCAAAAUAUGUAAAGUGGUCCAGGGGGCAAUGCCCCCCCCCCAAAAAAAAAAACAAUUUGGCAAUUUAAUGUUUUGAAAUGCUUAUUUAAUCUAUUUUAAUAUGUAGAAAUUACAUAUAAUUAUUCCCCCCCCCCCCCAACGAAUUGUCGAAUUGUGGUUUUUCUCCCUGACAGUGGGGCUCUAGCUUUCCCUAACCCCCUCCCCACCCAGUAGUGCCACCACUGUCCACAUAAUAAGCUAAAAAAUGAUGGGUAACUGGAAUUGAUUUACUAUUGCCAAAGUUAUGAGUAAAAUUAUUACAGCUUCUCUGUACUAAAGUAUACAAUACUGCCACUUUCUUAUGUUAAUUACUCAGUUUAACAUUUAGUGACAGUACGCUGGUUUUGGAAUGGCAAGCCUCAAUACUUUGUGUGGUUCUACCUAAUUUAAAAAAUUAUUUAAUAGCAUCUGCGGUCUCUACAGGUGUUCUUUGGUUUUAUCAUUGACCAAAUUUGCUUACUUAACAAGUUGUAAAUGUAAUGUAUCUACUAAUAUCUCCGAUGGCUGUGUAAUUAUGUAUACACAUAUCUACACACACAAGGCCUAACUAAAAAUAUAAUUUCUCAUCUGAAUAUUUUGAAUAUAGAGGAGGCUGAUAUUAGCUGUAGGCUUUUCAGGUGAAGUUGUUAUGCUGGUGUUACACAAAUCUACACAGGCAAAAGUAGAGAAAUAUGAAAAUUACUAAUACAGUAUUAUAAUACAGGUCUACCUACAAUUAAAAACCAAUCUUAGGACCAGGGUUUUCAGACUUUAGCAGCUUUGAUCAAUAAUUAGAAAAAAAUAAAAGUGGUCUUUAAUUAGAGGGAGACCUGUAUUCAAUUUCAGCGACUAUGAAUUUAGUUGUCUCUGAGCGCCCAAUAGCUACCAUACUACUACAGUAUGCUACAUUUCUUUAAUAUACAUUAACUGUUUUUUUUUUUAUAGAUUUCAAUCUAGUAGUUAUUAAAAUGUUUAGAAUAUUAUUUCUAUUGUAUUGAUAAAAUGAGAUUGUAAAUAUUUUCACUGCUUUUAAUAUUAUGCUAAGAGAUUGAUCAUAAACACCAAAAAGAAAGUGUUCGAAAAUUGUUUAACCUUUUAAUUUAUAUUUUCCAAAGGUGGAUAUUGCAAUUAAAAUUAUCAAUACUAA